CCCCACACGAUUGCGCACACACCUUCUCUUCUCCGCGUGCAGCAAACUUCGUUCCCUAUCCCAAUCCGUCCCCGAGCGACCUGCGCGUGCAUGGCGGCAACCCUCCUGUCCCACGUCGUCUCCGACCUCUGCAUCGGCAGGCCGAGGGUGCUCACGCUGCCACCCUCCACCCCCGUCGCGGCCGCACUCGCCGCGCUGCGCACCGGAGCCGACCCAUUCGUCUUCGUGGACGACGAACCGGCUGCCUGCUGCCACGCGAAGACCACGACGUACGUGAAAGUCACCGUCGCCGACAUCCUCUGCUACGCCUGCGGCGACGCGGGCAACCUCAGGGACGUCGCGGCCGCGCUCAGCCGGCCCGUGGCAGUAGUGGUCGCGGGCGCCGUCGCUAGCGGCCACGGCGUCACCCACCGAGUGGACCCGCAGACGAGGCUGCUCGACGCCAUCGACGUGCUGCUGACCGACGGCUGCCAAGGCCUGCUCGUCCCUCUCUCUGCGCGCACCCGCAAGAGGCACCACCAGCACCAGGGCCAGGCCCCGUCCUCCGACGCCGGCGCCUUGUUGGCCACGUCGUCCGACUGCUGCGUGCUGACGCGGGAGGACAUCGUCCGCCACCUCUUCGGCUCCAUCUCCCACUUCUCCCCGGUCGCCGCGCUCACCGUCGCGUCCCUCGGCCUCGUCCGCCGCGACGUCGUGCACGCUGUCCACGUCGACGACGACGGGCUCGACGUGAUCCCGCUUUUGCGCAGGGCCGUCUCGGACGGCACGGCCGUGGCCGUCGUCGCCGACGACGACGCGUUGGUCGGCGAGAUCUGCCCCAGCGUGCUCGCCUCGUGCGACGUCGAGGCGGUGUCGGCCGCCUUCGCGGGGCUCUCCGCUGGCGACACCAUGGCGUACAUAGACUGCUCGCUGUCGUCGCACUCUCCGCCAGAGUUCUUGGUGCGCGCCAUCAGAGCUCAGCUCGCCGGAAAGGGACUGGACGCCAUGGCCGAGCUCGUGGAAUGCGCUGGAAAGGACACCGCCGUCCUUCCUUUGUCCCCGUCCUCGUCGUUGUCGUCGACAUCCUCUGACGAGGACUCACCGUCGGGACGCGCACGACGCCCAAGGAGGAUGUCAUCUGGGAGCUUCGGGUGGCGGUCCACGGAGGACGUGGUGGCUUGCCACUCUGAGAGUUCGCUUGUGGCAGUCAUGGCCCAGGCGCUUGCGCACCGUGUAGGGUACGUCUGGGUCGCUAAUGAGACCAGCGGCGCGCUCGUCGGGGUAGUGAGAUUCGCCGACGUGCUCGCGGUACUCCGGGAGCAACUCCGGCCUCAGUCGGUCAGUCCCAGGUGCUAGCUAGUGCUAUGCAGAUAAACCGUGAUCUGCGUGUCAGCUCGCGCAAGAAUCAAGAUCUCCGACGCUAAAACAGUUGCUAGUGGUUCUCUUCCGUGUCAAUCCGUCUCAGUCAAGUUCGGACUGAAGAUGUGCAGAGUUUGUUUGUUUGUGUGUGUGUAUUUUGAAUGUGCUAAGUUUUUUUUUUCGACAAGAGCGAGCUAUAACUCGGCCCAAGAGCAGUUUUAGCCCGGAAUUUGGGAUGGCCCGAGAUCUCGAUUCAGUGGAAAGGCUGGAAGCCGCAAUACGGCCCCGUGAGGUCGUGGGCUCUCGCUUCUUUUGGGUGGCGAAGCCGGGGAAUCGUCAUGAGUCAUGACGGGUAAAUUUAAUUUUGAGUUUCAUACCUUUUUUCUGAGAAUAAAGAGUAACUAGAAACUUGCUCGCGCCUUGCGCGAGUUUUUUAUAACAUAAUUGAAUAGCUGAUUUGAUGUA
This is a messenger RNA of Zea mays, 1803 nucleotides long. RefSeq names its product CBS domain-containing protein CBSX5. The record is from RefSeq and is a predicted model, not a curated record. Bases 91 to 1335 code for a protein of 414 amino acids. The transcript has 2 exons. Gene Ontology annotation, cellular component: cytoplasm; nucleus. NCBI's taxonomy places the organism in Eukaryota, Viridiplantae, Streptophyta, Magnoliopsida, Poales, Poaceae.